AUCCAAGUGCACGUGGACAGCUGGAGGAUAAGGGCUACAUUUGUGUGGUUCAACUUUCUGAACAUUAAACCCCCGUACGUAAAGAAGCUCCCGAUUCAUACAGCAAAAGAACAUCAGUUUCAAUAAUGCCCCAACAGGGCUCGACGCUUUGGUUGAUCAUCUCUUCUUCAUCAGGGAUGGCGUAAAGGCUAGCAUUAAUUUCCUCCUCAGUUAUUACAAGGCGAAUUAAGGCCUUCCUGCAGGCUAGAAGCUGCAGCUACAGGAAGAUUGUUAAUUUGCUAUUGGCUAUAGCACUGAAGUACGCAAUUAAGUGGGCGCUGAGGUGAAUCUGUAUCGGUCUUUCGGUUUUUGCACUGUGGCAAGACGAUCGACGAACGAAAAGUAAUCUUUCUUGAAUGUGCGUACAAACUGCCAGUAAAUUGUUGAAUCUUUCAAAGUCAAGGUCAUGACCGAAUCAGAACCUGCCCAACACUUAACGCCAUAGCAUUCAUUACAAAUAAUUUGGUGAUGAUCACCAAAUUUGUAAAAUCCAUCUCCACCUGUUCUUGCAAUUAAUCAUUAUCAGUGAUAUUCGAUAUUCCUUCUUCAAUGGAUUCUGCAACCGGCCAGCCUCACUUUGUCCUAAUACCACUCAUGGCCCAAGGCCACAUGAUCCCCAUGAUUGACAUGGCCAGGCUCUUUGCGGAGCGUGGCGUUAUUGUGAGCUUGGUGACAACCCCCUACAAUGCGUCACGAUUUCAAAGAGCUAUCAACCAAGCAAGAGGCUCUGGGCUCUCGUUUCGGCUUGUUCAGCUCGAAUUUCCAUGCCAAGAAGUGGGACUACCUGAAGGAUACGAGAACCUUGACAUCCUGCCCUCCAGAGACCUGCUGAGAAAGUUCUACAAAGCUCUCAGUAUGCUCCAACAGCCACUAGAAAAACACCUCGAGAAAGAAACUCCCCCUCCAACUUGCAUAAUAUCUGACAAGUGCCUCUCUUGGACAUCCAUCACUGCUCAAAACUUCAACAUUCCAAGGCUUGUUUUUCACGGGAUGGGCUGCUUCUCACUUUUGAGCUCCCAUAAUAUUAAGCUUUACAAUGCUCACAAUUCUGUCAGUUCUGACUCGGAACCCUUUGUGAUCCCUGGAAUUCCCCAUAGAAUUGAGAUAACAAAAGCCCAGCUGCCGGGAGCUUUUGUUGCCCUGCCUGACUUGGAUGAUUUCCGAAACAAGAUGCAAGAGGCUGAAUCAACCGCCUAUGGGGUUGUGGUGAAUAGUUUCCAUGAAUUGGAGCGUGAGUACAUUGAGGAGUACGAGAAGGCUCUUAAGAAGAAGGUGUGGUGCGUUGGGCCAGUUUCUUUACGUAACAAGGAGAAUUCGGACAUGUUUGAGAGAGGUAACAAAGCCUCAAUUGAUGAGCAACUUUGCAUGAGAUGGCUUAACUCGAAGAAACCAGGAUCAGUCAUUUAUGCUUGUCUAGGUAGCCUGUGCCGCCUGGUUCCCGCACAAUUAAUAGAGCUUGGGCUCGGCCUAGAAGCAUCAAAUCAGCCAUUUAUUUGGGUGAUCAAAACAGGAGAAAGGCAUUUGGAGCUGGAGGAGUGGUUGGUGAAGGAAAGAUUUGAGGAAAGGAUCAAAGGGAGGGGGCUGUUGAUCAAGGGAUGGGCUCCACAGAUGCUUAUUCUAUCCCAUCCAGCAGUCGGAGGAUUCAUAACCCACUGUGGAUGGAACUCGACGCUAGAAAGUGUGUGCUCCGGUGUGCCGAUGAUAACAUGGCCUCUCUUUGCCGAGCAGUUCUUCAACGAAAAACUAGUCGUAGAAGUUUUGAGGAUUGGGAUUAAGGUAGGCGUUGAGAUUCCUGUCAGAUGGGGGGAUGAAGAGAAAGUUGGGGUGUUGGUGAAGAAAGAUUGGGUUGAGAAGGCAAUAACCAUGCUCAUGGAUGGGGGAGAAGAAGGUGAGAAAAGAAGAAAGAAAGCAAGAGAGCUUGGAGAGAUGGGAAAGAGGGCACUGGAGAAAGGUGGAUCUUCUCAAUUAAACAUGUCAUUCUUGAUCGAAGACAUAACAAAACAAUCCACCCAAGGCAAGGCGUAAGAAUAGAGAAGAGAAUCUUUUGAAUAAUUAAAAAAUAAAAAUUAACUAUGUUAUAUAUUUUAUUGAUCAAUUAUUGAGUGGAGAGAUUCAAGGAGAUUAAUUUCUUGAUUUUCUCCAUUAAUUAAAAUAAAUUUCAUGUAUUAUAUGUUAUUUUGUAUUAGUAGCACUGCACCUUACACAUAGCGGUGCUCUAAUAUAGAAAAUAAAUAAAACGAAAUAAAGAGAGAUAAUAUCAAUAAAUAAAAUAUGUUAUUUCAGCA
Molecule: messenger RNA, 2324 nt
Organism: Alnus glutinosa
Lineage: Eukaryota; Viridiplantae; Streptophyta; Magnoliopsida; Fagales; Betulaceae
Product: UDP-glycosyltransferase 73D1-like
Exons: 4
Coding region: 589-2064 (491 amino acids)
Molecular function (GO): UDP-glycosyltransferase activity
Source: RefSeq, a predicted model, not a curated record